This is a messenger RNA of Penicillium antarcticum, 2208 nucleotides long. RefSeq lists its product as uncharacterized. Bases 1 to 2208 code for a protein of 735 amino acids. Gene Ontology annotation, cellular component: Swr1 complex. Gene Ontology annotation, biological process: chromatin remodeling. NCBI's taxonomy places the organism in Eukaryota, Fungi, Ascomycota, Eurotiomycetes, Eurotiales, Aspergillaceae. The record is from RefSeq and is a predicted model, not a curated record. The transcript is spliced from 3 exons. Gene Ontology annotation, molecular function: ATP-dependent H2AZ histone chaperone activity.
AUGGCUGAAAAACGCAGACUCCCGCCGCGUGACCGACGGGAAUCGGCGGCCAAAAGACGUGUCUCCGAGGCCGCGCCUCCGUCUAAGAAAAAGGCGCCUGCACCUCGCGCCCCAUCCCCGCUAGAACCUGUUGACGCGCCUUUGCCUACAAGUCUCAAGGAUAUCGAGGGUUUGCCUAUUCUUCGCGCGCGACAACCACUGACUCUAUCCGACAAGGAGUACCAAUCAAUCGCCGAAAGUGCAGUUCUUCUCGCCGCACUCGAACGAUCUAAAAAGAAAUGGCUCAGCGAUGGCAUUCUCGUGCGAUACUUCACGAAGCCCAAGAAGACGAAGCGGGAGCAAAUCGAAAGAAACAACCCGCCAAAGGAUAGCAUGACCAAAGUCGGCCCUUGCGAUAUCACAAUCGGUCCUCACUUCUUUGAUGCUAUGAUUUACACCGUCAAAGAUCCCAAUGCGCCGCCAUCUCUACAUUAUGCGUCUCCGCAACGACCGAUGGUGCACUAUGGUCACCCCAACAACUUCCAACAAUACCGUCCCUACCCUUCUCCAUCCAAUCCUCAGCGACCGAAUCAAUAUUCGCCCGCCCCUACAGGCCGUCCUGGUUACUCUGGAAGUCAUCCUCCGGCCCAGCAACCCCGUGGGCCGAAUCAGGGCAAUGCCGCGUCCCCUCAAGGCGGACAAAGGCCACAACAGGGACAAAAGGGACCCAAUGGCCAGCCUGCCAAGCCAAGUCCGGACCCUGUGAUUCAAAUGCUGGCUACAAGAGCUGCUGCAGAUCCAGAGCUAAAGGCUUUGAUGCGCGUGGUUGCCUCCAGCCAAGCAUCUCAGGAGCAACUUCGAGCUUUCCAGGCACACAUUGACGAACUGAACGCCAUCAUCAAAUCGAGGGAGCAACAAGAGCAACGUCAGCAGGCUUCUGCGACACCUCAACCACAACAAAAUCCCCAACCCCAAUCCACCCCGCAGCCUCAGCCUCAGCCAAAACAGGAUGGCGAGGCAAAAUCAUCCUCUAAGCAGCAACCUGCAACUCAGAUAAAAACACCGGCCAAGCAACCACCGGCGCAGGCCGGAACACCCCAACCGCCUGCCGCCUCAACAGAAAAGCCAGCUAAUCCUCAAAAUUCCACUGGGUCGGCGACAAUCAAGCAAGAACCCACGACUGUGGCCAACAAAGACACCCAGGCUGCGCCAGCUCCAUCCACGGCUAGUGGCAACGCAAGCGCCCCAGCUUCUGUUUCCACCCCGGGCCCGCAACAGGCCCCUGGAGCAAAUCCCGCACCAACACCCGGCAGCCGUCCGCCGUCAGCAGCACGACCAGGUCCCCCACCACCUCCAUACCCACAACCUUCAUAUGGGUCGCAAACCCCGAUCCAAUCUCGCCCACCCCAAUACGCCACACCUAAUUCCUUCUACCGUUCCCCGGUGGCUCCGCUUGCUCCCCCACAGCUGUUGUUUUCGAAUUCACAUCCCCCCCUAACACCGUACGGAAACGCUACUUCCGGUCACGCUGGCUCAGGUGACCGAUAUCUAUUCCCUGAAUACACGAUUCUCGAAUGGCUCCCAGACGAAAACACAGUCAUUGCAUCAUUCUUGGUGGUACGGAAGGUUGAUGCAAACGCAACUUUCCCUCUUGAAACACCCACGGAGACCGCCAACUCCAAAAGCAAAGGAAAGAGCGCACCAAAAACCAAAAAGGGGGAGCCAAAGGGCAAAACAAUGAAGGGAACAGACUCAGCCGGCCCUCAAACCCCGAAUCAACUAGCCGGGACGCCACAAAAGCAAGAGCCAACGGAUUCCCCAAUGCCAGACGCAUCGGCGGCUAUCAACGAGGCAAACCUCAAGGAAUACUGGCAACCAGUCACAUUCCGCAUCCACUCACCAAGCACAACAAUUCUCGAACCACUCGCUCGAGUCGUCAAGCCAGCAGACGAAGUCCGCAAAUAUAUGAACGAAGUCAUGGACCGCGCUGAGCGUGCCCCAGAUGGCUUCCUGGCCAUGCGUCUACCUCGCGAGGAAUCACACGAGCCGUUUGAUUCGGAGGGAACGCCCGCCUCAAGUGUUGGAACCCGCAGUCGUCUUUCCCGUGUGCAGCUUGCGGAUGAAGAGUCGGAGGUUGAGACAUCUGCAUUCGAAUUCGAGGAGGAAGAUGAGGAUGACUUGAAGGAUUUCUAUGAUGCGCCAUAUGGGUUACCGCCGUUGAAGACGUGA